GAAUGGACUCAUCAAUGGAAUGGGUUCAACUGGCAACAAGUUUUGUACAAGAAAAUGUACAUAAAUUGAGUAUAUCAGAUGUGAUCGAUGCAUUUAGAAUGGUAUGGGAAUUAUUUAGAAGUUCAUGUGUGGUUCCAGUUCUUAAGAUAUGUGUGUAUAUAUGUUUAACAAUGACCAUACUGUUAUUCAUUGAUAGAGUAUAUAUGAGUGCUAUCAUCUUUUAUGUUAAAUCUCGUGGUUUGAAACCACAGAAAAUUUACAAAUGGGAAGAAAUUGAGGACGAUCAUGAUGUUGAUGUUGAGAAAGGUCAUGAUCUUGAUCUCGGACAUCACUCUGAUCAUGAGCAGGGACACCACUCUGAUCACGGUCACGGGCACCACUCUGAUCACGACCACGGCCUCCAUUCUGACCACGAUCAUGGGCAUCAUUCUGAUCACGAUCAUGGUCACCACUCCGAUCAAUCUGAUCACGGUCAUGGCCAUCACUCUGAUCACGGUCAUGGCCAUCACUCUGAUCACGAUCACGGCCAUGACUCGGAUCACUCUCAUCAUUCUCAUCACUCUCAUCAUUCUCAUCAUUCCCAUCACUCGGAUGACUCUGAUCACGAUCAUGGCCAUGAAUCUGAUCACUCUCAUCAUUCUCAUCACUCUGAUGACUCUCAUCAUUCUCAUCACUCUCAUCACUCGGAUCACUCUCACCAUUCUCAUCACUCUGAUCACGAUCACGAUCACGACCAUGACUCUGAUCACGAUCACGAUGAUCAACCUUCGAAUUAUCCAAUGGUUCUCGUUCAAAUUCCAAUGUACAAUGAAAGAGAGGUUUAUAAACUAUCGAUUGGAGCUGCAUGUGGACUUUCAUGGCCAUCUAGAAGAAUCAUAAUUCAAGUACUUGAUGAUUCCACCGACCCCGUCAUCAAGGAUUCGGUGGAGAUAGAAUGCAAAAAAUGGAAAAGCAAAGGAAUAAACAUCAAGUAUGAAAUCAGGGAUAACAGAAACGGGUACAAAGCAGGAGCUCUUGCAGAAGGUUUGAAACAUCAAUACGUACGGCAAUGUGAUUUGGUUGCAAUGUUUGAUGCCGAUUUCAGACCGGAAUCCGAUUUCCUUCAUCGGACUAUUCCUUAUUUCAAAAAUAACCCUGAAAUUGGUCUCGUUCAGGCUCGAUGGACAUUCGUGAAUUCCGAUGAGUGUAUAAUGACAAGAAUCCAAGAAAUGUCAUUGAAUUACCAUUUCAAAGUUGAGCAAGAAGUUGGUUCUUUCGCCCAUGCUUUCUUCGGUUUCAAUGGAACUGCUGGGGUUUGGAGACUUUCUGCUCUGCAAGAUGCCGGUGGGUGGAAGGAUCGGACUACUGUCGAGGACAUGGAUCUUUCCGUUCGCGCCUGUCUCAAGGGAUGGAAAUUUGUGUUCGUCGGUGACGUAACGGUGAAAAAUGAAUUGCCGAGUACUUUUAAAGCACUCCGAUACCAACAGCAUAGAUGGUCUUGUGGACCUGCAAAUUUGUUUAAAAAAAUGGCGAAGGAAAUCAUCACCAAUAAGGCUGUAAGCAUAAGGCAGAAACUUCAUUUGUUAUAUAGUUUCUUCUUUGUCGGAAAGGUUGUCGUCCAUAUCGGUACAUUCUUCUUUUACUGCAUCGUCAUUCCUACAGCGGUUUUAGUUCCUGAAGUUGAAAUUCCAAAAUGGGGUUUAGUGUAUAUCCCUACAAUCAUAACUAUUCUUAAUGCAAUUGAAACUCCAAGAUCUUUCUACCUAGUUUUCAACUGGAUCCUCUUCGAAAAUGUCAUGUCCAUGCAUCGAUCAAAAGGUACACUUGUCGGUCUGUUUGAGGCAGGAAGAGUAAAUGAAUGGGUUGUCACGGAAAAACUAGGAGAUGCUCUACUCAAGUCAAAGGACAACAACAAUAGAUUAGCAACCAAAUCAUCAAAGGUGUCUCUAUUGUCACCAAUUCGCGAAAGAUUUUAUGCGAUGGAACUAUGCGUCGGAGCGUACAUCUUCCUUUGUGCUUGCUAUGAUGUCGCAUUCGGGAGGUAUUGGUACUUCAUAUACUUGUUUGGCCAAGCCAUUGCGUUCUUCAUUGCUGGUUUCGGUUAUGUUGGAACUCGCGUCCCUAAUUCUUGGGAUUAAGAAACAGUCAUCCACAUGGUACAUAAGUUUCGUCUGUAAUCAAUGUAAACAGGAUACUAAAUGCAUCUCUACUCUCUUCCUUGUCAGUAUAUCUCAGGAUUAGGGGAUUUUUCCAAUUUUCCGUUAGGUGGUUGCAAUUGAAAAGUUGUUUAUAGUUACUAAAUUGUUCUAGGCAUCCGAAAUGAGAGAAAAGUGAAGAAACAUUCUGCUUUUGUUUUCGGAUCAAAUGUAGAUGGGCACCUUUAUUUGCAUCGUUCACAGUUAUGUUUUCUUUUGUAUUGUAUAAAAUAAAACUUCAGCAGUA
Papaver somniferum (opium poppy) is the source of this 2421-nucleotide messenger RNA. Its product is annotated as glucomannan 4-beta-mannosyltransferase 9-like. NCBI's taxonomy places the organism in Eukaryota, Viridiplantae, Streptophyta, Magnoliopsida, Ranunculales, Papaveraceae. The record is from RefSeq and is a predicted model, not a curated record. The transcript has 8 exons. Gene Ontology annotation, cellular component: Golgi apparatus. The coding region runs from base 3 to 2117 and encodes 704 amino acids. Gene Ontology annotation, molecular function: mannan synthase activity.